AUGUCACCAAUCUCCCGCUUUCCAUCACCCCGCCCCAUUCUCCCGCUUUCCAUCACCCCGCCCCAGUCUCCCGCUUUCCAUCACCCCGCCCCAUUCUCCCGCUUUCCAUCACCCCGCCCCAUUCUCCCGCUUUCCAUCACCCCGCCCCAUUCUCCCGCUUUCCAUCACCCCGCCCAAUUCUCCCGCUUUCCAUCACCACGCCCCAUUCUCCCGCUUUCCAUCACCCCGCCCCAUUCUCCCGCUUUCCAUCACCCCGCCCCAUUCUCCCGCUUUCCAUCACCCUGCCUCAUUCUCCCGCUUUCCAUCACCCCGCCCCAUUCUCCCGCUUUCCAUCACCCCGCCCCAUUCUCCCGCUUUCCAUCACCCCGCCCCAUUCUCCCGCUUUCCAUCACCCCGCCCCAUUCUCCCGCUUUCCAUCAACCCGCCCCAUUCUCCCGCUUUCCAUCACCCCGCCCCAUUCUCCCGCUUUCCAUCACCCCGCCCCAUUCUCCCUCCUUCCAUCACCCCGCCCCAUUCUCCCGCUUUCCAUCACCCCGCCCCAUUCUCCCGCUUUCCAUCACCCCGCCCAAUUCUCCCUUUUUCCAUCACCCUGCCCAUUCUCCCGCUUUCCAUCACCCUGCCCCAUUCUCCCGCUUUCCAUCACCCCGCCCCAUUCUCCCGCUUUCCAUCUCCCCGCCCCAUUCUCCCGCUUUCCAUCACCCCGCCCCAUUCUCCCUCCUUCCAUCACCCCGCCCCAUUCUCCCACUUUCCAUCACCCCGCCCCAUUCUCCCGCUUUCCAUCACCCCGCCCCAUUCUCCCGCUUUCCAUCACCCCGCCCCAUUCUCCCGCUUUCCAUCACCCCGCCCCAUUCUCCCGCUUUCCAUCACCCCGCCCCAUUCUCCCGCUUUCCAUCACCCCGCCCCAUUCUCCCGCUUUCCAUCACCCCGCCCCAUUCUCCCGCUUUCCAUCACCCCGCCCCAUUCUCCCGCUUUCCAUCAACCCGCCCCAUUCUCCCGCUUUCCAUCACCCCGCCCCAUUCUCCCGCUUUCCAUCACCCCGCCCCAUUCUCCCUCCUUCCAUCACCCCGCCCCAUUCUCCCGCUUUCCAUCACCCCGCCCCAUUCUCCCGCUUUCCAUCACCCCGCCCAAUUCUCCCUUUUUCCAUCACCCUGCCCCAUUCUCCCGCUUUCCAUCACCCUGCCCCAUUCUCCCGCUUUCCAUCACCCCGCCCCAUUCUCCCGCUUUCCAUCUCCCCGCCCCAUUCUCCCGCUUUCCAUCACCCCGCCCCAUUCUCCCUCCUUCCAUCACCCCGCCCCAUUCUCCCACUUUCCAUCACCCCGCCCCAUUCUCCCGCUUUCCAUCACCCCGCCCCAUUCUCCCGCUUUCCAUCACCCCGCCCCAUUCUCCCGCUUUCCAUCACCCCGCCCCAUUCUCCCGCUUUCCAUCACCCCGCCCCAUUCUCCCGCUUUCCAUCACCCCGCCCCAUUCUCCCGCUUUCCAUCACCCCGCCCCAUUCUCCCGCUUUCCAUCACCCCGCCCCAUUCUCCCUCCUUCCAUCACCCCGCCCCAUUCUCCCGCUUUCCAUCACCCCGCCCCAUUCUCCCGCUUUCCAUCUCCCCGCCCCAUUCUCCCGCUUUCCAUCACCCCGCCCCAGUCUCCCGCUUUCCAUCACCCCGCCCCAUUCUCCCGCUUUCCAUCACCCCGCCCCAGUCUCCCGCUUUCCAUCACCCCGCCCCAUUCUCCCGCUUUCCAUCACCCCGCCCCAUUCUCCCGCUUUCCAUCACCCCGCCCCAUUCUCCCGCUUUCCAUCACCCCGCCCAAUUCUCCCGCUUUCCAUCACCACGCCCCAUUCUCCCGCUUUCCAUCACCCCGCCCCAUUCUCCCGCUUUCCAUCACCCCGCCCCAUUCUCCCGCUUUCCAUCACCCUGCCUCAUUCUCCCGCUUUCCAUCACCCCGCCCCAUUCUCCCGCUUUCCAUCACCCCGCCCCAUUCUCCCGCUUUCCAUCACCCCGCCCCAUUCUCCCGCUUUCCAUCACCCCGCCCCAUUCUCCCGCUUUCCAUCAACCCGCCCCAUUCUCCCGCUUUCCAUCACCCCGCCCCAUUCUCCCGCUUUCCAUCACCCCGCCCCAUUCUCCCUCCUUCCAUCACCCCGCCCCAUUCUCCCGCUUUCCAUCACCCCGCCCCAUUCUCCCGCUUUCCAUCACCCCGCCCAAUUCUCCCUUUUUCCAUCACCCUGCCCCAUUCUCCCGCUUUCCAUCACCCUGCCCCAUUCUCCCGCUUUCCAUCACCCCGCCCCAUUCUCCCGCUUUCCAUCUCCCCGCCCCAUUCUCCCGCUUUCCAUCACCCCGCCCCAUUCUCCCUCCUUCCAUCACCCCGCCCCAUUCUCCCGCUUUCCAUCACCCCGCCCCAUUCUCCCGCUUUCCAUCACCCCGCCCCAUUCUCCCGCUUUCCAUCACCCCGCCCCAUUCUCCCGCUUUCCAUCACCCCGCCCCAUUCUCCCGCUUUCCAUCACCCCGCCCCAUUCUCCCGCUUUCCAUCACCCCGCCCCAUUCUCCCGCUUUCCAUCACCCCGCCCCAUUCUCCCGCUUUCCAUCAACCCGCCCCAUUCUCCCGCUUUCCAUCACCCCGCCCCAUUCUCCCGCUUUCCAUCACCCCGCCCCAUUCUCCCGCUUUCCAUCACCCCGCCCCAUUCUCCCGCUUUCCAUCACCCCGCCCCAUUCUCCCGCUUUCCAUCACCCCGGCCCAUUCUCCCACUUUCCAUCACCCCGCCCCAUUCUCCCUCCUUCCAUCACCCCGCCCCAUUCUCCCGCUUUCCAUCACCCCGCCCCAUUCUCCCGCUUUCCAUCACCCCGCCCCAUUCUCCCGCUUUCCAUCACCCCGCCCCAUUCUCCCGCUUUCCAUCACCCCACCCCAUUCUCCCUCCUUCCAUCACCCCGCCCCAUUCUCCCGCUUUCCAUCACCCCGCCCCAUUCUCCCUCCUUCCAUCACCCCGCCCCAUUCUCCCUCCUUCAAUCUCCCGCUUUCCAUCUCCCUGCCCCAUUCUCCCUCCUUCCAUCACCCCGCCCCAUUCUCCCUCCUUCCAUCUCCCCGCCCCAUUCUCCCGAUUUCCAUCUCCCCGCCCCAUUCUCCCGCUUUCCAUCACCCGCCCCAUUCUCCCGCUUUCCAUCACCCCGCCCCAUUCUCCCGCUUUCCAUCACCCUGCCUCAUUCUCCCGCUUUCCAUCACCCCGCCCCAUUCUCCCGCUUUCCAUCACCCCGCCCCAUUCUCCCGCUUUCCAUCACCCCGCCCCAUUCUCCCGCUUUCCAUCACCCCGCCCCAUUCUCCCGCUAUCCAUCACCCCGACCCAUUCUCCCGCUUUCCAUCACCCCGCCCCAUUCUCCCGCUUUCCUUCACCCCGCCCCAUUCUCCCGCUUUCUAUCACCCCGCCCCAUUCUCCCGCUUUCCAUCACCCCGCCCCAUUCUCCCGCUUUCCAUCAUCCCGCCCCAUUCUCCCGCUUUCCAUCACCUCGCCCCAUUCUCCCUCCUUCCAUCACCCCGCCCCAUUCUCCCUCCUUCCAUCACCCCGCCCCAUUCUCCCGCUUUCCAUCACCCCGCCCCAUUCUCCCUCCUUCCAUCACCCCGCCCCAUUCUCUCUCCUUCCAUCACCCCGCCCCAUUCUCCCGCUUUCCAUCACCCCGCCCCAUUCUCCCGCUUUCCAUCACCCCGCCCCAUUCUCCCGCUUUCCAUCACCCCGCCCCAUUCUCCCGCUUUCCAUCACCCCGCCCCAUUCUCCCUCCUUCCAUCACCCCGCCUGAUUCUCCCGCUUUCCAUCACCCCGCCCCAUUCUCCCUCCUUCCAUCACCCCGCCCCAUUCUCCCGCUUUCCAUCACCCCGCCCCAUUCUCCCGCUAUCCAUCACCCCGACCCAUUCUCCCGCUUUCCAUCACCCCGCCCCAUUCUCCCGCUUUCCAUCACCCCGCCCCAUUCUCCCGCUUUCUAUCACCCCGCCCCAUUCUCCCGCUUUCCAUCACCCCGCCCCAUUCUCCCGCUUUCCAUCAUCCCGCCCCAUUCUCCCGCUUUCCAUCACCUCGCCCCAUUCUCCCUCCUUCCAUCACCCCGCCCCAUUCUCCCUCCUUCCAUCACCCCGCCCCAUUCUCCCGCUUUCCAUCACCCCGCCCCAUUCUCCCUCCUUCCAUCACCCCGCCCCAUUCUCCCUCCUUCCAUCACCCCGCCCCAUUCUCCCGCUUUCCAUCACCCCGCCCCAUUCUCCCGCUUUCCAUCACCCCGCCCCAUUCUCCCGCUUUCCAUCACCCCGCCCCAUUCUCCCGCUUUCCAUCACCCCGCCCCAUUCUCCCUCCUUCCAUCAACCCGCCCCAUUCUCCCGCUUUCCAUCACCCCGCCCCAUUCUCCCUCCUUCCAUCACCCCGCCCCAUUCUCCCGCUUUCCAUCACCCCGCCCCCAUUCUCCCGCUUUCCAUCACCCCGCCCCAUUCUCCCGCUUUCCAUCACCCUGCCCCAUUCUCCCGCUUUCCAUCACCCUGCCCCAUUCUCCCGCUUUCCAUCACCCCGCCCCAUUCUCCCGCUUUCCAUCUCCCCGCCCCAUGGUUUAG
Messenger RNA from Closterium sp. Naga37s-1, 4566 nucleotides. The record is from the annotation of a GenBank genome assembly. Lineage: Eukaryota; Viridiplantae; Streptophyta; Zygnematophyceae; Desmidiales; Closteriaceae.